Musa acuminata subsp. malaccensis (wild Malaysian banana) is the source of this 2089-nucleotide messenger RNA. RefSeq names its product probable apyrase 6. Gene Ontology annotation, molecular function: hydrolase activity. NCBI's taxonomy places the organism in Eukaryota, Viridiplantae, Streptophyta, Magnoliopsida, Zingiberales, Musaceae. The record is from RefSeq and is a predicted model, not a curated record.
GCCGCAGGAGGAGCACUCCGGCGAUUAUCGGCGGCGGAGGCAGGGUCAAACCCUAAGUUCCUAUUCUUCAUCUUCUUCUUCUUCUUCUUCCAGGAACUCUGCCGAUCCGACCAGACUUCCUAGACCUCACCCUGCGUAUUGAUGCGACGAUCGAAUGCUCGACCGCCGGCAGUCGAGCCCGAGCCCUCGCACACGAUGAGCGCCUCCAAGCCCCAUCAACUCCGCCAUUUAUCCGUAUCCUCCCGCCUCUCCUUCUUAUCUCCCUCGAAUUCCAAGCACCACCGCCGUGCCGACGGCUGUGGCCGCCGCUGCGCCGUCAUCGCCCUUGCGGCCGUCUUCCUAUGUCUCUUCAUCGUCACAAGAGGCCCUGAUUCUCGCAAAUAUGCGAUAAUUUUGGAUGGCGGGAGCACCGGGACUCGGAUCCACGUAUUCGCCUACAGGAUCGGAUGGGGAUCGAUGCCGACGCUCGAUCUUGGCCUGACGGCGUCCAUGAAAGUCUCCCCAGGGCUGUCGUCGUACGCAGCGGACCCAGAGAACGCGGGGCAGUCUCUGGUGGAGCUGCUGGAGUUUGCGAAGGAGAGAGUUCCAGGGGAACUGUGGGAGGAUACGGAGGUACGACUCAUGGCAACGGCAGGGUUGAGGUUGCUCGAUGUAGCAGUUGUGGAGAGGAUACUGGAGUCUUGCAGAAAGGUCCUGUGGUCUUCGGGCUUCCAAUUCCAGCAUGAUUGGGCAGCUGUGAUCUCAGGUUCUGAUGAAGGCAUCUAUGCAUGGGUUGCAGCUAACUAUGCUCUGGGUAGUUUAGGAGGUGAACCUAAGAAAACUACUGGGAUAUUUGAACUAGGAGGAGCUUCCAUUCAGGCAACCUUUGUUUCAAGUGAACCUUUGGCCCCAGAGCUCUCACAUGUCCUUCAGUUUGGAAAAAUUACAUAUAACCUUUACAGCAAUAGCUUCCUGUAUCUCGGUCAGAAUGUGGCUUAUGACUCACUUCAUAACUUGCUUAGCUCAGGAGACCUUAGAUCAUCUGCAGCUUUUAUCCAGGAAGAAACCUAUAUAGAUCCUUGUAUUCCCAGAGGAUAUAUGCAUGGUGGGGGACCAGGAAAGCUUUCUACCAGUCUCCUCAAUUCAAAGACCACAUAUAGGUCUUCUCGUGCAAUUGGUAACUUCUCCGAAUGUAGACUAGCUGCAUUGAAGCUUCUAGAGAAGGAAAAAGAAAAAUGCUUAUCCCAGAUCUGCCAUUUUCGGCUGACAUCUAUGCCCAAGUUGCAAGGGAGAUUUUUGGCAACUGAGAAUUUCUUUCAUACUUCAAAGUUCUUGGGCUUGGGACCAACACCAUUACUAUCUGAUUUGAUAAUGGCUGGGGAACAAUUUUGCGGUGAAGAUUGGCUGAGACUCAAAAGGAAAUAUGAUACUUAUGACGAGGAAGAUCUCUUGAGGUUUUGCUUUUCUACAGCAUAUAUUGUGGCUCUACUACAUGACACUUUAGGAUUUCCUAUGGAUGAUGGAAGGGUUGUUUUCGCAAACCAGGUUGGUAACAUACCACUUGACUGGGCAUUGGGUGCUUUCAUAACGCAAAAAGCAUUAAGAGCAAGUGCAGAGAGCUCUGAUUGGAUCUUUGCUGUAUUAGGCGAUGACCCAUCGGCGUUCUUCUAUCUAUUCGUCUCCAUUAUGCUAAUUUUUACAGCAUGGUCUGUGUUGAAAUGGAUGAAACCAAAGCUGAAGAUUAUAUACGACCUGGAGAGAGGCCGUUACAUCCUAACUCCUGUCAACCGAUGAUCCUGCUUGACUUCUGGAUGUAUGUCCCUGAAGAAGAGGUAGAUAGCUUCACACUGUACCGAAUAAUGAGUGAUUAUUGUAUCAUCCUAACUCCUGUCAACCGAUGAUCCUGCUUGACUUCUGGAUGUGUGUCCCUGAAAAGAGGUAGAUAGCUUCACACUUUACCGAAUAAUGAUUGAUUAUUGUAUUUGGGGAUUACCCUCCUAGCGAAUUGACAUAUCGUAGCCAGGGAUUCACAGGUCCCUCUGUAUUUAUUAGAUAAAGUUGUAAUGUCCAUUGUAUUUCUUAGUAUAGAAUAUAAAGUCAUUUGCAUUCA